Molecule: messenger RNA, 456 nt
Organism: Trichoderma citrinoviride
Lineage: Eukaryota; Fungi; Ascomycota; Sordariomycetes; Hypocreales; Hypocreaceae
Exons: 2
Coding region: 1-456 (151 amino acids)
Cellular component (GO): membrane
Source: RefSeq, a predicted model, not a curated record
AUGGCUUUCGGAAUGAUUACCAUUAUUCACAUUGUCCUGGCUAUCCUAGUCAUCAUUGAGCUUGGCCUCACAGGUUACCUUGUCGAUGCCACUUCUGGCUUCGGCUACUCGUCGCCUGCCUCGUUUGCGUUCAUGCUCUUCAACUCCGUCUGGAGCUUCUUGAUUCUCAUCUGGCUGGCCCUCACGCCUCUCUACGCAGCUCGCUUCUACCAUGCUCUCGUAGCAUUUGUCAUUCUUGUCAUUACGACUAUUUUCUGGUUCUCGGGCUCGAUUGCCAUGGCCGCCUUCAUCGGCGUGCCAGAGUGCCACGGCAUCACUUUCUGCCAGUGCUCGCAGGCCGCAGUCGCUUUUGGAUUCUUCAUUUGGGCGGGUUUCUUGGGAUUGGCGAUUCUCGAGGGCUUGACCACCUUGAGGGGCCACGCCCGCGCUGACAAGACCACGCCCUCGAACGUUUAA